CACCGGGAGAAGUGAGUGAGGUUGUUGGGAUGGGAAACGAAACGAACGAACCAGCGAACCAGCGACGGCAAAACCACAGCUUUCUUUCCUUCUCGCAGUUCCCACACGGCCGAGGUGCGCUUCAGGCGUCUUAUUAUUUACUUUUUUCCUGCCAGCCAUCAAGCCAGCUAAACUUAUUCCAAGGGACGCCGGUUCUAUAGGCCCAUUGCCAGGCACCAACAAACCCCCCCAACAGGCGGACCAGGCAACCCGGCAGAUCCACCCUCGCGCGACAUUAUUGCCGAAGAUCUGGUCAAUGCCUCUGUAACCUUUUUGAAUCCAGUAGUAACGUUAUUUCUUUGCGCUCGGCUGGAGGAGAGCUGAAGCACCAAAAAGGGGAAAGACUGAGCGGAUUGGGUCUGUUCUAUGUAAUUUUUUUUAAGGCAAAUACUGAUAUAGUUAUAUAUAUAUAUAUAUAUAUACAUGCUUCCCUUGACACGCUCGUUCUACUCAAAAUAGGUUUCCCGUAUUAUCUCACCUCCAUUUAUCUAUCUACCAUUGUAGAUUAUUUCUACGGCAAUAUUCAACCAACUUCAAGCUGCGAUCUUUUUCCCGAGCCCUCGUCAGCCACAUUGUAUUGAUCCCCCAACCAGCCACAGCCUGGUUAGUCAGCAUCACCGGGUUGCUCCCCCCAGCUUCAACGAAUCCGACGCAUUGAAAGCUGCACAGCACAGCUAUUUCACCACCACUUCAACCUAACUCCUCCCACGACCGUAUCUCUCAACUCUUGUUCCCCUCGUUUCUUCCCGCUGCUGGACUGUCCGUAUACCCCUCUCUCUCUAACCCAGCAUGCCUGCCACCACUGCAGACACCUUGUCCAUGGUGACACGAACUGUCUCUGUCGCCCCGUUAGUCCUCCUCUCUGUCGCAGAUCAUUACGGACGCUCAGCCAAGGGAACGAGACGGCGGGUAGUUGGAGUACUGCUGGGCCAAAACGAUGGCAAGAAUGUCAGGGUUUCGAACAGCUUUGCUGUACCCUUCGAGGAAGAUGACAAGGAUCCCUCCGUCUGGUUCCUAGACCACAAUUUCGUCGAGUCGAUGAAUGAUAUGUUCAAGAAGAUCAAUGCUCGUGAAAAGCUCAUUGGAUGGUACCACUCCGGUCCCAAACUCAGAGCCGCUGAUCUGGAGAUAAAUGAGCUCUUCAAGAGAUACACACCAAAUCCCCUACUAGUGAUCAUCGACGUGCAACCAAAAGAGGUUGGCGUACCUACGGAUGCCUACUUUGCUGUUGAGGAAAUCAAAGAUGACGGCACCACCACAUCGAAAACUUUUGUUCAUACCCCUUCCAUAAUCGAAGCCGAAGAAGCAGAAGAGAUUGGCGUUGAACACCUCCUUAGGGAUAUAAGAGACGUUGCUGUCGGCACUCUCUCCACCCGCAUAACUUCCCAACUACAAUCAUUACAAGGCCUCCAUCUCCGGCUCCGAGACAUCGGGCAAUAUUUACAAAAAGUGCUAGACGGCGACCUGCCCGUCAACCACGCCAUUCUCGGAAACCUCCAGGACGUCUUCAACCUUCUCCCCAAUCUUUCCACCCCCAAGGCAAACAACACGCAAGUAAACGGAACGGAACAGCCACAGACCGAAAACACGGAGCUUGCACGCGCCAUGAGCAUCAAGACCAACGACCAACUUAUGGCCAUCUACCUCAGCAGUUUGAUCAGAGCCAUUACUGCCUUCCACGACCUUAUCGAGAACAAGAUUCAGAACCGCCAGCAGCAGGAGGAGCAAGACGCCAAGAAAGAAGAAGAAAAGAAUGGCCCCAUGACGAAUACCAACGGCAAUAAUAACACCAAUAAUACCAAAAACUCCAAGUCACCGCCUGGCAACAACGAUUCUAAGGAGGAGCAAGAGGGCGCGAAGGAUAAGGGGAAAAAGAAGGGAUGAUUUCGUUACUUUCCCCUCCCCCUCCCUUCUAUGCUCAUUGCUACAUCGCUCUUCUUUUCUUAAAAUCUAUCACGCCCUAUCAUGUCCCCUCCCCUUUUCCCUCCAUCACCUUCCGCUUUCUCCCUUGUGGUUCGCUAAUUCUAGCUCCCUUCCCGUCCCCAUCCAUGCCCUUGAUACCUUCUGUCAAGCAGCAUGAUAUCUAUUCAUGUAAAAUUUAAACGUCAUGAAAUAAAUUAGAGUCUAUACUCCUUGGCCACACCCUGUUUCUCCCCUUCCAUAUACCUAAUCUCUCUUUGCAGCGGGUUGUGACUGAGUGAAGGCAACAGUCUAUAUAGAUGUGCCGUAUGAUGAUGAAAGUGGACAUCGUUUGGUUUGGGUUAGCAAGAUAGAAAGCUUGGAGCGGGUAUGAAGGACGGCUUCUUUUCCUGCUCUUCUAUUUCUGAUGACACACAGAAAAGUCUUUUCAAAGUAAUGCAGCUGGUGGUUGUAACCAACUGAAUGGAGAUUUGGCCCUGCGCUGGCCUUUUUUUUUCGGUGUGCGGUCUAAUUUUCAUGUGAUAGGAUGAUAUAUAUCUAUGGACAGCUAGGUACGGUACACUGGUCCACCCUCGUUUAGUAGAACAAAAUACAGCGCUAGGGAAUAACCGGUGAUCAUAAUAACCCGACGGGCCAUAGCUAUUUGUAUGUACAUACAAUACAAUCUGCCACAGGACAGCCUACCCUUUAAGCUGCUCGCUCAAGCGGACCCUUACCCCGUAACAUGAACCUCCAACCAAACACUGUCAGCUACUGGGACAGAAGAGCUCAAUCACCACUAGUUAACACUGGAGGAAGAGGGGCUGGAAUACACACAGGAGAGCUAGCCUCGGUUGACAAAAACACCACUGAUAACGUUGAUUUAUGCUGAUCUACAAGGAGAUGAAGGAAAAAGCGGGGGAGGAGGGAG
Messenger RNA from Blastomyces dermatitidis ER-3, 2869 nucleotides. RefSeq names its product 26S proteasome regulatory subunit rpn-8. Gene Ontology annotation, molecular function: metallopeptidase activity; protein binding. Gene Ontology annotation, cellular component: proteasome complex; proteasome regulatory particle. Lineage: Eukaryota; Fungi; Ascomycota; Eurotiomycetes; Onygenales; Ajellomycetaceae. Gene Ontology annotation, biological process: proteasome-mediated ubiquitin-dependent protein catabolic process. The record is from RefSeq and is a predicted model, not a curated record. The transcript has 3 exons. Bases 829 to 1923 code for a protein of 364 amino acids.